AUGUUCUCGAAAGCGCCGAGAUUCGUACAAGAGAAACCGUCCGAGACCCCAGGUCCAAACUACUACACCUUGCCAGAGACAGAGGGCUGGGACUCGUACAAACGCGGUGCAUUCCUUGAGAAAGCAGACAGGUUUCCAAAGCAACGACAAUACGAAGGUCCCGAUGACGCUCCUUCGACCUCCGAACCUACAAAUACAGCAAAAGACGCGUCAAGAGGAGGGAAGCGACCAGAAUCAGCAGCAGGGUCGAGUGCGUUGAGGCAGCAGAUCGAAGCAUUAGAAGCCGAGAAAGUACAUCUAGAGAGUCAGCUUCAAGCUUCACACCGCACCCAAUCUGACCUACGACGAGACCUGGACCGAGCUUUGGAGAAAGAAAAGGCAAACAAGUCUAAAAUUGAGCGUCUGGAAGCCGCGAACAAGGAGCCUCAAGAUCGCGCAGCGAAACUCAACUCUUUAAGAAAAGAGCUUGAUGACUUGCAAAGACUUCAUGAAGACGGAAGGAAGGCGCACAAGACAGAGGUCCAACAGCUCAAGAUAGAACUAGAAAGACACAGGAAAACCUCCCAGGACCAACAAGCCGCUUUGCGUAAGCAGUUGGAGACUUCAGAGGCCAAGGCACAAGAGUGCAAAUCGUCGCUGCUUGCUGCGCAGGCGGAAAUUACAGACCUGCGUGUCAAAUCCCGGGCUCAGGAGAAACAGAAACAACCUCAGCCGGAACUUGAGCAGAUGAAGAAGAACCUUGUUGCCACCCAAGCCUUAUGCCGUGAACGAGAGGGAAAGAUACAGGAGCUGGAGAAGAUGCUACAAGCGGAAACCAAAAAGGUCACACAACUAGAUGGAAAGUCGGUGGAGACAGAAAAGAAGAUUAAAGCUCUCACAGUUGACGUUGAGAAAUUCCGGGGCCUUGCCUCUGACACCGAGAAGGCCAACGCCCAACUUCGAACGGAUCUUGAACAAGCAAGAGGUCAACUCAGUGGCUCAGACGCAAACUACAAGUCUCAACUCGAUCAGGCAAAGCGAGAGACAGAGGAAGUGCGUUCAAUGCUCAACAUCUGCACCCGCCUUUAUGGACACCUUGUCGACAAUACAGUCAGUCUCUCUCGAUUUGAAACCGAGCGUUUGAACCGCCUCGAGGCGCAAAGUCGUAUACUCAAACUCGAACGUCGACUGCACGACAGAGAUGUGCAAAACCAGGAGUUUAUCUCACUCUUGCGAAGUCAAGCAGAGCAACAGAGAACUCUGGCCCAGCUGCUUCUUGAACUCGAACAGGAAUCCAUCUUCCUCCGCGACUGUAUCCAGGAUAGCGCCCACCCAGAUAGGCUGUCCCAGCCCAGCGCAGGGGUACCUUUCUCGGAAGACCGAGGCGGAGAAAUAGAGGCCUAUCGUACACAACUGGAGUUUGCAGAGGUCAUGGACAGCUACCAACGUGACUGGCUCGAGAGAUUGUUCCAAGAUCUCAAAGCCACUGGGCAUGUUGCGACAUCCUUGCAAGGAGCUCUAACAAAAGUAUUGGACACUGCAGCGGAGCUCGACGGGCAACUGGAGGUAGUCAAAGUGGAAGCGGACGUAGCUAAAAGACGGGCAAGGGAGCUAGAUGAACAAGUUGGAACUCUCCAGGAGCAGGUGACCACGGCCCACUCGCAACAUCAAGAUCAGGUACAGCGAUUCUCGAAGGAAAAGGAGGAUCUAGCGCACGAGAUCUCAGAUGUGCAACGAAAGCUUGAAGAAGCUCGCAAGCGAAUCGAGAGAUUGGAUCUCACUGUGAGAGAGAAGACGUCGGCAGAGCAAGCACUCGCCGACGAGAUUGAAAACUUGACAGACUCCCUUCAAGAUGCAAUGCGGUACGAACACGCGUACAAAGCUCUCUGUCAAGAAGUCGAUGCACUGGUUCUACGAAAUGAACUCGUAGAGAGGGAAGCGGACCAUCUUAGUCGUUUCAACGCCGAGAUUCUUGGACAUGCGAAUCCAAACCAGAAGAUCCAUUACCUGGAUCGUAUCCGGAAGGAUCUUGCAGAAGCGAAACAUAAGCUUGCGAUAUCGACCAAACAGCGUGACGCCGUUCUGGAAGAUAAUGACACCCUGCGAAAUGAGCUCUACGCGUAUCGCUCUGUUUGCUAG
Messenger RNA from Serendipita indica DSM 11827, 2118 nucleotides. Lineage: Eukaryota; Fungi; Basidiomycota; Agaricomycetes; Sebacinales; Serendipitaceae. The record is from the annotation of a GenBank genome assembly.